Molecule: messenger RNA, 2643 nt
Organism: Apis florea (little honeybee)
Lineage: Eukaryota; Metazoa; Arthropoda; Insecta; Hymenoptera; Apidae
Product: glucose dehydrogenase [FAD, quinone]
Molecular function (GO): flavin adenine dinucleotide binding; oxidoreductase activity, acting on CH-OH group of donors
Source: RefSeq, a predicted model, not a curated record
UAUUCUUUUUUGUAUCAAAUCAAUUUCUAUAAUGUUAAAAUUGUUGACAGUUGCCUUGCUUGUGUCACGCGUACAAUGCAUCAUUCCUCCCACGAUUCUGAAAGCUAUUUAUUUAUUUUUUGUCGGAAUUCUGAAAGGACAAGACGACUUGGUCCCCGAUGAAACGUAUUUCUUCGAGGAGUACGAUUUCGUCGUGAUCGGGGCUGGUUCAGCGGGCUCUCUUUUGACGAAUCGACUGACGGAAAACCCGCAGUGGAACGUGUUGCUGCUCGAGGAGGGCAAAGACGAGAUUUUCCUCACGGACGUGCCAUUGUUUGCUUCGACUUUGCACGUCACUGACUACGUCCGCCUGCACAGAAGUGAACCGAGGCCCCGAAAUGUGGAUGGGACAGGUGGUUACUGCUUGUCCAUGAAACACGGUCGUUGCAAUUUGCCAGGAGGUAGAGCGGUCGGGGGCAGCUCUGUGGUGAAUUUCAUGAUAUAUUCCAGAGGAUCGCCAAACGAUUACGAUGACUGGGCCGCGCAAGGCAACCCAGGGUGGAGCUAUCAAGACGUGCUCCCCUAUUUUAUCAAAUCGGAAAAUUGCAAACUGCUGGAUCAGGAUGUAAGAUUUCAUGGCCACGGAGGAUAUUUGGACGUGAUCCAUUCCCCUUACGUCUCGCCUUUGAGAGAAUUAUUCCUCCGUGCUGGCGAGGAACUGGGAUACGAUGUGAUCGAUUACAAUGCAGGCAGUGUAAUCGGUUUUUCGACGGCGCAGGUUCACCUGAGAAACGGGCGUAGAGUUAGCGCGAGCAAAGCGUUUCUCAGGCCCAUCCGUGGCAGAAGGAAUUUCCAUCUGUCCAAAUUGUCCAGGGUGACGAGGAUCGUGGUCGAUCCGAAGAAAAAAGCGGCCGUGGGCGUCGAGUUCGUUAAAAAUGGCAAGAAACGAUUCGUCGCUGCCAGCAAGGAGAUAAUUGUUUCAGCAGGUACCUUGAACUCGCCACAAUUGUUAAUGCUAUCUGGAAUAGGACCGAAAAGUCACCUCGAAUCGUUGAAUAUCGAUUCGAUCGAGGAUCUUCCGGUCGGAUACAAUUUCCAAGAUCACGUCAGCAUGUCCGUGUUGACGUUUCUCGUGAAUGAGAGCGUGACUAUCGUCGAACCUCGGCUUGCUUCGAAUCUAGCCAAUGUUUUGGAUUAUUUUGUCAAAGGAACCGGCCCCUUGACAGUGCCCGGAGCAGCGGAGUGUCUUGCGUUUAUCGAUACGAAGGAAGAUCGAUCCAGCCGUCGAAUGAAAAAGUUUCAAGUUAAUAACACGAAUUUUCGUGAUACGAAUCGCUUGGAAAGAUUCAAUGACAAAGAAACUUCUCUUCUUCCAAAUAUAACCACCAUCACAGUAGAUUCCGAUUAUUUGAAAGCUCAUCGACGUUCAAAUGACGAAGAAACAAAUGUUCCCGACAUUGAACUGGUUUUAGGUAUAAGCGCCCUAACCGGAGAUAUAUCGGGUAGUUACAGAGGGCUUCUGGGCCUGACAAACGAAUUUUACAAAGAAGUCUUCACUGGUUACGAAGGUUACGACGCCUUCUCCAUUGUUCCGGUCCUCUUGCAGCCGAAAAGUAGGGGAAGAAUCACCUUGAAAACCUCUGAUCCAUUUGAUCGACCUAUUUUCGAGACAAAUUACUACGAUCACGAAGACGAUCUCAGAACUAUGGUUCGAGGCAUUAAAAAGGCCAUAGAAGUAGCAUCGAGCAAAGCGUUUAAACGUUUCAAUGCGACGUUAUUGCCGGUUGCAUUUCCAGGAUGCAAGCAUGUCCCGUUCGGUACAGAUCCGUAUUGGGCUUGUGUUGCUCGCCAAGUGACCACGACCCUAGGUCAUUUCGUAGGAACGUGCAAGAUGGGCCCAAGGAGGGACUCUGGUGUAGUGGAUCACAGGUUACGAGUGCACGGGAUCAAUGGUCUCAGAGUUGUGGAUGCCAGUAUAAUCCCUACCAUAGUAACAGGCCAUACGAAUGCGGUUGCUUAUAUGAUCGCUGAAAAGGCUGCGGAUAUGAUAAAAGAAGAUUGGAAAGUAUUGAAUUCUGAAUUCGAUUAAACGAGUUGGAAAAUUUAGGAGAGAAAGAAAGAAAGAAAAAAACAAAUCAAACAAUAGUUAACAAUAGUAAUAUCAUAUCGAUAUGCGUGUAUUUUCAUAUAACUUAUCUUUCGUCGCUGUCCAUUCUAGUAUAUAGUUACUGUGAAAAUAAUUAACGACCGGUCAUUGUCGUUAUGCGAUAGUAUAUAUUAAUCCGCAUUUAAAAGAGAGAAAAUUCUCUUCGUUAUUGCUCUGUGAUGUGAAUAAAUAUGAAUCGACUGAUAGUUAAUAACACAGAGGAAAUGGACUUAUCUUUGGUAGCGAUAUGUUCUUUCUAUCUAAAUAUAAAUAUAACGUAUUUACAAUAAAACAAAAAAAUAUUCGAAUAAAUAUGAUUGUACAAUUGUAACAUUAUUAUAUACGUUGAUAAAAUUGUGAACAACUGUAUUAUUUUUUUUUAGACUUUCUUCUAUAAAGCUCAAACGAUGCUCAAAGUAUCGAAAAACUCGUGAAAAAUAUAAAAGGAAGAAUUCGAGAAAUCUGUUGCCAAGAAACUACUGUACUUUCAGCGCCUGAAAAUAAAUAGAAUUUAUUUA